Elaeis guineensis (African oil palm) is the source of this 3403-nucleotide messenger RNA. Its product is annotated as ATP-dependent Clp protease ATP-binding subunit ClpA homolog CD4B, chloroplastic. Gene Ontology annotation, cellular component: cytoplasm. Gene Ontology annotation, molecular function: ATP hydrolysis activity; ATP binding; protein binding. Gene Ontology annotation, biological process: cellular response to heat. NCBI's taxonomy places the organism in Eukaryota, Viridiplantae, Streptophyta, Magnoliopsida, Arecales, Arecaceae. The record is from RefSeq and is a predicted model, not a curated record.
CGGCGUGGUGUGGAAUCGGGACGGCGUCGUGAAGGAGACAACCCCCAGCGCGGCUCAACGUCGUCCACGUGGCUCCUAUAUCCUUUCGCCCGACACCAUCGUAAUAAUAAGAGAGAAAAAGCAAGCUCCGCCUCUUGCCCUAGCUGCAACUCCGAGGUUUAUGUAUAUAUAUAUACAUUCCAUAUAGCUGUUUCUCAUUAGGCAGAAGAUAUGGCUGGUGCUUUGGUCCAGUCAGCUAUUCUUCCUGUUCAAGUUGUGAGCAGAACCUGUGAACAGCUGAAAGGCUCUGGGAAGACUAGAAAGGCUGCCAAAAUGAUGUGCAACUUGAGAUCGCACGCACUGAGAUUGCAAGCUUUUGCAGGCUUGCGGGGGGCAAAUAAUUUGGAUUUGCUGUCCAGGUCUAGACAGGAUUUUCAUUCUUUGGUAUCAGCUUAUAUCUCUGCUCCACAGGGCAAGGCUUGUCGAGGAGUCCCUGUAGCCAUGUUUGAACGCUUCACAGAGAAGGCAAUCAAAGUAAUCAUGCUUGCACAAGAAGAAGCAAGGCGGCUAGGCCACAAUUUUGUUGGGACAGAACAAAUAUUGUUGGGUCUUAUUGGUGAAGGGACUGGUAUUGCUGCAAAAGUUUUAAAAUCAAUGGGUAUAAAUCUUAAAGAUGCCCGUGUGGAAGUUGAAAAGAUCAUUGGAAGGGGCAGUGGUUUUGUUGCUGUUGAAAUACCAUUUACACCACGUGCCAAGCGAGUUUUGGAACUGUCGCUUGAGGAAGCUCGCCAGCUCGGUCAUAACUAUAUAGGAUCUGAGCACUUGCUUCUUGGGCUGCUGCGGGAAGGUGAGGGUGUAGCUGCUCGUGUGCUUGAGAGUCUUGGAGCUGAUCCAAGCAAUAUCCGUACACAGGUCAUUAGGAUGGUUGGUGAAAGCACAGAAGCCGUUGGUGCUGGGGUUGGAGGAGGAAGUAGUGGCAAUAAGAUGCCCACACUUGAGGAGUACGGAACAAAUUUGACAAAGUUAGCGGAGGAGGGAAAACUAGAUCCAGUUGUUGGCCGGCAGGAGCAAAUAGAACGUGUUACUCAAAUUCUGGGAAGGCGGACGAAGAACAAUCCCUGCCUGAUUGGAGAGCCUGGUGUUGGAAAGACGGCCAUUGCAGAAGGACUUGCUCAACGCAUAGCAAAUGGGGAUGUUCCAGAAACUAUUGAGGGAAAGAAGGUCAUUACCCUUGAUAUGGGACUCCUUGUUGCUGGUACAAAAUAUCGUGGAGAAUUUGAAGAAAGAUUAAAAAAGCUGAUGGAGGAAAUAAAGCAAAGUGAUGAGAUAAUACUCUUUAUUGAUGAGGUACACACAUUAAUUGGAGCAGGCGCAGCAGAGGGUGCAAUAGAUGCUGCUAAUAUCUUAAAACCAGCUCUUGCAAGAGGUGAACUACAGUGUAUUGGAGCCACAACACUCGAUGAAUACAGGAAGCACAUUGAGAAGGAUCCUGCUCUGGAAAGACGAUUUCAGCCAGUAAAAGUACCAGAGCCGACAGUUGAUGAAACAAUUCAGAUUCUGAAAGGGCUUCGUGAACGCUAUGAGAUUCACCACAAACUUCGUUACACAGAUGAGGCUUUAGUGUCUGCUGCUCAAUUGUCACAUCAAUACAUUAGUGACCGCUUCCUUCCUGAUAAAGCAAUUGACUUGAUUGAUGAAGCUGGUUCUCGUGUGAGGCUACGCCAUGCACAGCUUCCUGAGGAGGCCCGAGAACUUGACAAAGAGCUCAGGCAGAUCACCAAGGAGAAAAAUGAGGCUGUCCGUAGCCAAGAUUUUGAGAAGGCUGGGGAGCUUCGUGAUCGGGAGAUGGAACUGAAGGCGCAGAUAUCAGCUCUGAUUGACAAGGGUAAAGAGAGAAGCAAAGCAGAGAGUGAGGCAGGUGAUGCAGGCCCAAUUGUGACAGAAGCAGACAUACAACACAUUGUGUCUUCAUGGACCGGAAUCCCAGUUGAGAAAGUCUCGAGUGAUGAGUCAGAUCGCCUCCUUAAGAUGGAAGAGACUCUCCACAAGCGUGUUAUUGGCCAGGACGAGGCUGUCAAAGCCAUAAGUCGUGCCAUCCGCCGAGCCCGUGUUGGUCUCAAGAAUCCCAACCGGCCAAUUGCCAGCUUCAUAUUUUCUGGGCCAACUGGUGUUGGAAAAUCAGAGCUGGCAAAGGCACUGGCUGCUUACUACUUUGGCUCUGAGGAAGCCAUGAUCAGAUUAGACAUGAGUGAGUUCAUGGAAAGACACACAGUCUCUAAACUCAUUGGCUCACCUCCUGGUUAUGUCGGGUACACCGAGGGUGGGCAGCUAACUGAAGCAGUUCGCCGUCGCCCCUAUACUGUUGUCCUCUUUGAUGAGAUAGAGAAGGCUCACCCUGAUGUCUUCAACAUGAUGCUUCAAAUUUUAGAGGAUGGGAGGUUAACAGACAGUAAGGGACGAACUGUGGAUUUCAAGAACACCCUGCUGAUUAUGACGUCCAAUGUCGGAAGCAGCGUGAUCGAGAAGGGAGGGCGUAGGAUAGGAUUUGAUCUUGACUACGAUGAGAAGGACAGCAGCUAUAACCGAAUCAAGAGCCUGGUUACGGAGGAAUUGAAGCAGUAUUUCAGGCCCGAAUUCUUGAAUAGGUUGGAUGAAAUGAUCGUGUUCCGGCAGUUGACAAAGCUUGAAGUAAAGGAAAUUGCUGAUAUAAUGCUGAAAGAGGUGUUUGAGAGGCUGAAGGCUAAGAACAUAGAACUUCAAGUUACAGAGAGAUUUAGAGACAGGGUGGUGGAGGAAGGUUAUAGCCCAAGCUAUGGAGCAAGGCCCUUGAGGAGGGCCAUAAUGAGGCUCUUGGAAGACAGCUUGGCAGAGAAGAUGCUUGCUGGAGAGAUCAAAGAGGGAGACUCUGCCAUUGUGGACGUCGACUCUGAUGGGAACGUUACAGUCCUUAAUGGUGCAACUGGUGUACCAGAGUCCCCAGCUAUUCCUGUAUAAAGUGUAAUAAUCGACGUACCAUUUAAUCGUUGAGCAUUUCAUGUUAAUGUACUUCAUCUAGGUAGAGGCUACGAUGAUCCAGCAGCAGCAGUCCAAUCAUCUUAUUUGCUGGUUUUAAGUUUGCAACAGCUUACAGCAUACAGCCCCAUGAACAUAGUCGGAGUAAUUAAAGUGUGAGGUUAGUGCACCAAGAAGAGAGAAUUAGUUUGACUUACACAGACUCAAAGUGAGCUAUUUCUGUUCUUUAUCAAAAUUGUGUACUUUCUGUGAUAUUAUUUUCCCGCUUUUCAGUUUCUGUGUACAAACUGGCUGGAUUUUAUGCAACCUAGCUUGUAAUCCAUGGUGAGACCUAGAUGUGGGUCUAUUGCCUGACAUUUUAUUCACCGCUGGGAAAUUUGUCAUUGAUCAGUUAAUCUUCCAGGAGGAGAUG